AUGUCGGGGAAGGGGAAGGCUAGCCCGCGUCACCGGCCAUGGUCCGUGUACCGGGCUAACACCUUUGACCUCUCGGCUGAGAUAAUGGGACUGACUCUGGCAGGUAACAGUCAGGACCCAGAUGAGCCAGUGCUGGAGUUCAGCCUGGCGUGCAGUGAGCUGAUCACCCCAGCAUUGGACCGUAAACCGACCAGCUUUGUGGCGGUCAGCUGUACCACUCCUCCCCAGGCCUUCUGGACCAAACAUGCUCAGACAGAGAUCAUAGAGGUAGAACCACACCCAGAGAUGGGCAAGGACGAGGAGGCAGGGUCAGCGGAGAACGAGCGCAUGGGCAAUAUCACCAUCAUCGCCUGGCAGAUAGAGGAGAGGAGGGAGCAGAGAGCCCCUGUCGCCCGGCAGGACACCAUCAAUGGCAGGAUGGUUCUUCCAGUGGAUGAUAGCCUGACUGAGUCCGUGAACAUCAGGGCCAAGUCUGCGUCUCUGUGCAAAGACACACUGCUGAAGGCUGUGUUUGGGGGCACCAUGUCUCGUAUGUAUCGAUUCCCCACCACGGAUGGAAACCACCUGAGGAUCCUAGAGCAGAUGUCUGACAGCGUCCUCUCUCUACACAUCCCUCGYCAGUUUGUCAAACUACUGCUGGAGGAGGACGCUGUCAGUACUCUGAAAGCAGAUAAGAAGCUGGAGUUUAUCCCCACUAACCUACACGUCCAGAGGAUGAGAGUACAAGGAGAGUCUGGCUAUGACAGGACCUAUGACGUAGUGACUAUAGGUGCCCCAGCAGCCCACCACCAAGGCUUUAAGCACUGUGGUCUUCGGAAACUCAUCCACAAGUUUGAGGAGGACGUGGUUAGAGCGAAGGAGCUGAUUGGUCAGAUCAACACCUUGAAGACCCAGGUGUGCUACUACACCGAACGUUUGUCCCGCGCUGCCAAGGAACGCUCAGCCAACGCUCUGGAAAGAACCCUCGCCAUCCUCUCUGAGAAGACUCGUCAGUUGGUGACAGUUUGUGCUCCUAAGUUGCUGUCCUCUGCCAUCCUGGCCCUCUCUGCCGCCGUCCAGAUACAUUCCCAGAAGGGAAGGAGAGGGGGGAGAGACAAGCGCUCCUCCCUACAGGCUGACUGGCACGAGGAGAACUGGGAGAAGGUAUGGUUGAAUGUGGAUAAGAGUCUGGACUGUGUGAUCCAGAGGGUGGACAGACUGCUGGCCAAAGAUAGUAUGCAGAGUGACAGCAGCAGUGAGGAUGUGUUCCUGAACUCUCAGCAGCAGACCAAUGCCACUACUAAGAAAGCUCUGAUCUGUGGUUUCAUCAUCAAGCUGAGGAACUGUCUCCAUGACGAUGGCUUCCUCAGGCAGCUCCACAUCAUCGGCCUGCUAGUCCAGUAUGAGGGCCUGCUCAGCACCUACGGGGAGGAGCUGGCCAUGUUGGAGGACAUGAGUGUUGGUGUGAUGGACCUGCGAAACGUCACUUUUAAGGUUACCCAGGCAACCUCGGUCUUCGGCCCAGAUAUGUUGCCUGUCAUCACCGGGAACCGGGACGGCUUCAACGUCAGGGUUCCGUUACCAGCAGCGAUGUUUGAUGCGUUGCCGAGGGAGAUCCAGAAUGGAAUGCUGCUGAGGGUUCAGCCGGUUCUCUUCAAUGUGGGAAUCAAUGAACAGCAGACACUGGCCGAGAAGUUUGGAGACACGUCUCUCCAGGAGGGGAUUAACAUGGAGAAUAUGGCUCGACUCAGCUCAUACUAUGACCAGUUUAAAGAGGUCCUACCUGAGGACUGCCUCCCUUGUAUCCGUAGUCAGACCAGCCUGCCUGAGCUGCUGAAGCUGCUCGGUCAGAACAUCAGUGCCAGGAAGAGCAAGAACGUAGAGAUCCUGUGGCAGGCAGCGGAGGCUUGUCGGCGUCUGAACGGAGUGCGUUUUACCAGCUGUAAGAGUGCUAAAGACCGUACAGCCAUGUCUCUAACCCUGGAGCAGUGUCUCAUCCUCCAGCAGGAGCACGGACUGGCCCCACAGGUCUUCUCCCAGGCCCUCGACUGCAUGCGCAGUGAGGGCUGCAGACGAGAGAACACCAUGAAGAAUGUAGGAUGUCGUAAAUACGCCUUCAACUCCCUCCAGCUGAAGGCCUUUCCAAAACAGUACCGCCCACCUGAGGGCACCUAUGGGAAAGUAGAGACCUGA
Molecule: messenger RNA, 2172 nt
Organism: Salvelinus sp. IW2-2015
Lineage: Eukaryota; Metazoa; Chordata; Actinopteri; Salmoniformes; Salmonidae
Source: RefSeq, a predicted model, not a curated record